AUGGAGAUCACAAACCAACAUGCUGCACUACUCUGCAGCCCAGGUAUGGGCCACAUCAACCCUGUCCUUGAGCUCGGGAAACGACUCGUCACCCACCAAAAUUUCACUGCCACAAUCUUCGUCGUCCCAUUGCACACUUCCAAGGUCGAAUCUGAACUCCUCGACGCAUCUGCCUUCCCACGUAGUCUGGACAUCAUCGAGCUCCCAUCACCUGAUGUUUCUGGCCUUGUCGACCCCGAUGCUGUCGUCGUCACACGCCUCGCAGAAAUGAUGCGACAAGUACGCCCUGCGUUUCGUGCCGCCUUACACGACAUGAUCAAGUUUCGUCAUCGUCGCCCCACCAUGCUCAUCGUGGACCUAUUCGGCACCGAAUCUUUGCCCAUUGCCGAGGAGUUUGGGAUUCCAAAGUAUGUGUACAUUGCUUCCAAUGCAUGGUUCCUUUCUGUAAUGAUUUAUUCUCCAACACUAGAUGACCAAGUCAAGGGUAAAUUUGUUGACCUCGAAGAUCCACUAGAAAUUCCUGGAUGUAGACAAUUAUUACCAGAACUUGAUAUCGUUGACGCUUUGCUGGACCGGAGUAAUCAGCAGUACGACGAGCACAUGCUGAUGGGAAGAGGAAUCCCAAAGGGUGAUGGAAUUUUGAUAAACAUAUGGGAGGAACUAGAGCCCAAGUCCCUAGCAGCACUAAGAGAUGAGAAAUUCUUGGGCCGUUUUGCGAAUGUGCCUGUCUUUCCAAUUGGGCCGUUAAUGAGGCCCAAUGUAUCUUCCGGCUUGAGGGGUGAUGUGUUUGAUUGGCUAGAUGAGCAGCCCAAUGAAUCUGUGAUUUACGUGUCCUUUGGAAGCGGUGGGGCCUUGUCGUAUGAACAAAUGGUCGAGCUAGCUUGGGGUUUGGAGAUGAGUCAACAGAGGUUCGUUUGGGUCAUUCGGCCGCCUAUCAUAUCAUCUGCCGACGAAAUAUUUUUCACGGCAGGGAAUCACAAUGGUGAGAACAACAAUCUAACUAAAUACUUGCCCAAGGGGUUUUUGGGCCGAACCAAGGACAUUGGGUUUGUCAUCCCUUUGUGGGCUCCACAAGUGGAUAUCUUGGCCCAUCCAUCGGUCGGAGGGUUUUUGACACAUUGCGGGUGGAACUCAACCCUUGAAAGCAUCACCAAUGGAGUACCAAUGAUCGCUUGGCCGCUCUACGCUGAGCAAAGGUUGAAUGCUACGUUGUUGACAGAGGAGCUAGGGGUGGCGGUUCGGUCAAAGAUACCCCCAUGGAAGAAUGUGGUGGAGAGAGAAGAGAUAGAGGAAAUGGUGAGGAAAAUUAUGGAGGACGAAGAAGGUUUUGCAUUGAGAGAUAGAGCCAAGAAUCUUAAAUUCAGUGGGGCAAAAGCUUUGGAACAAGGUGGUUCGUCUUAUGAUGCUCUUUCUCAGUUCACUAAACAUGCUGACAUGUUAGUGCAAUUUGCAAAUGGUGUUGAUUCUUCUUCCCAAGUUCCGUGA
Rosa rugosa (rugosa rose) is the source of this 1485-nucleotide messenger RNA. Its product is annotated as anthocyanidin 3-O-glucosyltransferase 5-like. The transcript has a single exon. Gene Ontology annotation, molecular function: UDP-glycosyltransferase activity. Lineage: Eukaryota; Viridiplantae; Streptophyta; Magnoliopsida; Rosales; Rosaceae. The coding region runs from base 1 to 1485 and encodes 494 amino acids. The record is from RefSeq and is a predicted model, not a curated record.